Molecule: messenger RNA, 24501 nt
Organism: Pocillopora meandrina
Lineage: Eukaryota; Metazoa; Cnidaria; Anthozoa; Scleractinia; Pocilloporidae
Source: the annotation of a GenBank genome assembly
GAUUGUGACGCACCACUAGGAAUAGAAAGUGGAAAGAUUCCAAACUCAGCAAUGAAGGCUGCCACUGUGGUAUGUAUAAAUGUUUUGUAUAUUUUCUUUUUACUUGACAGCAUGGGUUGUUCCUCGAGCAAUAUCCCCUUCAAAUGCUUGCUGUGGUCCUUGUCAAUAUUUCCCCAAAAGACAUUAUGUCAAAGGUGGCUACAUCAUGAUAUCUUAAAUAUUCAUUUAUCCCACCGUGUUCAAUUUGAGGGUGACUAAAACAAACUAGUUGGAUGAGAUAGUAAAACAGAAAAAAAUGGCGAUACUGAGCCAAGAAGGACCAAGGUAAAGGAAACUGCUGCGAAGAUCCCAGAAGUAUUUUGGGGUCUAUGUCAGCAGCUAAACAAUUGCCCACUUACCCCUUCCCUAAUCCAUCUUUAACCCAAACUUUUCAGUAGUUGACUGUCAUUGGGUUAGGGGAAGGGUUAGUGUGCAGUUGCUUAGAUACUGUCAUUGAUCCGGAUUUUCACACAAAUGAGACAACAAUAGGCCAUUUUACAGUAAUGAACUUAGUUGCCAAGCCUUUGAUUUGGAGUGAGGCUGAAGGUGACCAUGUUGUGAUAGAGAUUAGUAUCUAGUUAGCAUGAUAACAAAGUAAUUUGCAUUUGAAAAGCAGCAACGUUCGUAUCAUAACAAGGUCAUCUGUAGCCUCACCCCUGUUCAAAGGCUUGGCAACCAAGAGCACAACUGUAAAAUGGACUACUACACCAUUAAUUACACUUAAAAGCCCAAGCAGAUACAAUCAGAAGGAGAAAUAAACGAAUAUAUGCAACUUUUUAAUGAAGAGGUUGUCGCAAAAGCGCACGCGACAACCCCGAAAGGCAAAGAGGCUAGUCUCAGGUCAUGGCUCCUCGACCUCAGGAUUUCAGGGAAAUCUGAGAAAACAUCACUGUAAGGAGGAGACAUGGCAGGUGUAAUCAAUUUAUUUCAUUCACAAGACUGACUUUUACUUCUAUACUCAGUUAUAAAAAGGAAAAAAGGAACGAACUUACCCUAAUGAAAAACGAAAACCAUGUAAACUCAACGAGUUUACAUCGUUUCUUUAACCUAAAGAGAAAAUCUUUAAAACAUAUUGUUCAAUUUUUUUGUUCCUCUCGUAUUCACGUGCAUGUUGGUGUUCAUCCCUUGUUCAUUCGGGAUUUUAUUUAUAUUUCUUUGUUAUAUUUACUUGUAAUAAUUCAUUGAUCACCGGAUGCCCGGAUCACUUUUCGAGAUUGUCGCGUGAACUUUGUCCUUUUACCGACAAUCUUUCUGCAAACAUCCGUAAUAUGCGCACCUGUAUUGCCUUGCACGGUGACAUUUCAGUCUCUAGGCAAUAAAAUUUGUCAAAGACGAAAUUCGUAAAGGACUGGGGCCGGACAUUGUAUUCCAGGAAAGUUCUCGGCCAGGUGUCGCUGACAAUUUUUACUAAGUCCUCCCUUUUAUACUCUGUUAGCGACGACUUACCCCUCCCCCCUUCCUCAUGAAAACCAUGUGAUUCCUCUAAAAUCCUCCACACCCCCCUCCUUCCUCCGGCGAUAGGGAUAAUGGCCAAAGGUGUGCGGGGUCAAACUAUCAGGAUUAAGUGCGUCUUCAUAUCUUGCAGAUAUUCAUCCUUACAUGAGUUACGAGAGAUCAUCUUUUCUUUUUCUUUAUGAAUUGAAAUUUCCAGUAUGGCGGAGCAGGUUGGGAGCCUUACAAGGGAAGACUCAAUCAUCAGACUACAUAUUUGGCCGGAAAUAACAAAAAGGGCCAGUGGCUCCAGGUGGAUUUCGGCAAAGUUGUCAAAGUGACGAAAAUUGCCACCCAAGGUCGCCAUAAUGCCAAUCAGUAUAUCACCAAGUAUGUAGUCUCCUCAAGCCUCGACGGUAGUCUUUUUCAGUUUCAAGAGCACAAGCCCUACACUGUCCCACGGGUAGGUUGUAAAAGUAUUCGAUAAAUUUGGCCCUAAAUGCGCUUCGAGGCUUGUUCUAUCAAAACAAUAGAAAAUAUGUUUAAAUUAAAAAAAUAGAAGAAAGACCAUCGACAGAGGUUACGCUUGACUGGAUUUUUGGACAUGCGCACAAUUAAGAUCUAAUCAUACCACCAAGUAGUGACAAAGAGGAGUGACAUUAGCGUCUUCGAAAAGCUCGCUUUUCCAAAUGUUAUUCCUCCUUACUAGGACGCAAGUCUGGCGUUAAAAUUUAUUCUUUCUGAAGAGCUUUCUUUUUAAAGCUCCUUUUUGUGGACGACUAGUCCAGAUCAGAGUAGACGGUAGGCCUAAGCGUAACUUUAUCCGGCUUAUUGUGAUUGUAAAGAGGGUAUUGUACGGGUUGGUACUCUACAAAAACAUCCAUCCAUUUUUGUUUUUAGAGGACAAUAAAUCAUUCUUUUUCUAACCUGCACCUAAAUGUAAAUCUAAAUGCUAUUUAAAUUAGACUGAUUUCUUUUAAUGACGAUGGGUGUUCAUCUCAGGAAUAUUACGGGAACAGCGAUUACCGAUCUGUAAAGGUGAACAUUUUGGAUGAACCAAUCAUUGCUCGUUAUGUUCGUAUCCACCCGACUGGUUAUUACGGUUACACCGCAAUGAGGAUUGAAAUGUAUGGCUGCGAGUCCGGUAGGCAUGGGUCCAAAUUUCCUUUUUUUCUCUUUUAGCUUGAAAGUAUUUUAAUGAAAUGGCUUUUUUCGAUCGAUUUUUAUUAUUGUAAACUCCGUCAGGGGACACUUUAGUACAGAGCCAAUCAGCGAGGAGGAUUAUUUACCACGUGGUACAAAUGAACCAAUCAUUGUUUUCUAUGUGUACAAUUGAUCACAUGGAAUAUAAAAUAUUUCUUUUACUAAUACCACUGCCAUUUAUGUUGUCACUGUUGUCAUCAUCAGUUUAACUUUUGAACCAGUCAAAAGCGUGUUACAAACGAAAGGAAAAGCGAUAACCCUUUUUUUUUUUUCAUUUGUAUACAACGACCGCUAUACUUCGAAUUCGGACUAGAGUAGAACAUCGAUUUAACGAACCCCAUAUAACAAAGUCCUCGGUAUGACGAACGAUACUUUUUAGCCCGGCCAAAGUUAUAUUAAAGUAUAUGGGACAGAACCUUAAUAUAACGAAAUCCUCGUUAUAACUAUUACAAUCCAGAAGCCCAAACGUAUGAUAUAUUCUGAUGUAACGAACAAAUGUCAACAAGAGACAAUUUUUUAAAAGAAUUUGUGAAAAAACCAAACUAGUGAGCAGCACUCUGCGAACAGUAGUCGUAAAACGUCUUUACUCUCCGACGCGUUUCGUCUAACUUAAAAGUUAAGUAAAACCGUGGUCCCCAAAUAUUUUUCUCACCUGGCUCAGAAAAUUUGGAAAUUUUUCACAACUUUGUCUGUCCUUGUUCGUAAGUCCGACCAAGCCACAGACAAAAAUAUAAGGGCCUUGCGAGCCGUUUAGAUUUAUUUACUCAUUUAGAUCUUCUUGUUGUUUAAGGUUUUGACAUUCCAAAACCUCCAGCGUGUAUGGAAGGUCUGGGUAUGGAAGAUGGCAAAAUCCCUGACUCGUCCAUCACCGCUUCCAGCGUUUACAACUCACACUAUCGUCCCAGCAAUGGUCGGCUGUACAAAUUUCCGUAUGGUUGGAUGACCUCCCAAAGAAAUACCCAACAAUGGUUUCAAGUAAAUUUUGGAGGCUGGACCCAGGUGACCAGAUUCUGCACCCAGGGAGAAGCGUCCGGGAGCUACUGGGUUACCAAGUACAGGCUUGCUUAUAGCUACGAUGGAGUGUUUUAUCGGGAUUAUGUAGAAGAUAAUCUUUCAAAGGUAUGGUUGUUGUUGUUGUUGUUUUUGUUGUUGUUUUUGUCGUUGUUUUUUUUUUUUGCAAAUAUAAUUCAAUACAAUGGUUACGAGGGAUUUCUGGUAAUUUUUUAUUUGUGAUAAGCUUUUGUCAGUUUUCUUGGACUUGCCCAUGCCGACGCUCAACAGCAUUCCAGCUAUAUUGAAGUAAUUGAUCAAAAGAAACAUCCCACUUAUUCAUUCAGUAGAAAUGAAUAAACAACAAAAAAUAAAUUUUCACUCGUUCAGGAAGCUCAGAGCCUUGUAAGCAGCGUAGUUGUUAUGGUUUUUCUGUUUUACCCAGCUUUCGUAACUAAUUAAUCUCCUUUGCCAAGUAUGUUUCGAGCACUCUUCAAUCGUGUAUCCCAAACAAUCUGGGUUUACAUCGGCCUUGCUUCAGAACACUUUGGGUAAAACCAAAACCGAAGUAAUCAAAACCACUGAUCAGAUGAAAGGAUCACAAGAGACAAUGAGAUCUCAAAUUGAAGAAAUUUAAGAAAAUGAACGACACUUUUUCCAAACAUGUUUCAACAGUUCUUCUGUCAUCUUCAGUUUUAAUUAUACAAAGUACAAAGUUGAAUUUAGUGUGUAACAAAAUGCUGAUUGGACAAAACAAAACAAUAAUAACAGAACAAGGUAUACAUUUAUAGGGAAAGUUUUAAAUUCACGUGAUAAAGUCGUCGAUUAAGUGUAGGUUUCUCUCAUUGAAUGUGGAAAAAAAUUGAAAACAUUUAAACUGUUUUAAAUGAGUUAAAAUGUGAGUGUGCAAACUGCAAUGGAUUCAAAUUUAAAGCUGCGAGACUGACGAGAGUUUUCUAGAGCAAAGCAAAGGAAAACCGAGGCAAUCCAUUACUACUUUCGACUCUCAAUUCAAAAUUGCUCCAUUUGGCUCUCACCAUCUUCGCACUCACCAUUUUCGCACUCACCAUUUUCGCCAUCCUUUCAACCCACCAGACGCCAAACCAAGAUCAAUCUCGACCUCGUCCUUGAGUUGCCAGUUCUCAUUACCUCCUUGUGGUAUAUUUCUCAUUCGUACCUUUCUAUGAACGCUAAGUAGUCCAGCUUUGAUUGAUAAACAGAGGCAAUUAUUAGAAUCCUUGCCGCUUGUUCUAUUUCAGGAAUUUGUGGGCAACACAAACAACUAUCUUCAAAUAUGCCACGAUCUGAAGAAUCCAAUUGUCACAAGAUACAUUCGCAUCAUCCCAUUAGCGUGGAAUGUUUAUAUUGCCCUAAGGGCUGGCUUUUACGGCUGUAAAUCUGGUAAGUUUCGAAUAUAUCUAAUCUUUCUAUUCUAGAAUCGUGUUUUUUUCACAAAGAAGAAUAAAAGCACUUACUACAUUUUUGUCACGUGUGAGCUUAGUUAGUUGUAAGUUAGUUUUUAGGUUAAAACUUUAUGCUUUUAGAAAUUACUAGUUGCCAUUCUGCGUAAGUAACGCAGUGAUCAGUUCAGUAUCUAAGCAACUGCAUUUCUACCCCGCCUACCCCUUCCCUAACCCAACAUUAACUUGUUAUCAGUCAAGAAUGUUGUUGGGUGAGGGGAGGGUUUAGGUGGGUUAUACUAAGGUAAUGGGAUAAACUUCAAUAUAUCUUGAAAAACUCUAUGAAUCUUGUAUCGAUACCUUUAUGCCAACAGGGUUCGAUAUCCCCGAGAUUGUAUGCGCAGAUGCUCUCGGAAUGGAAAACGGCAAGAUACCAGAUUCGUCCAUUAUGGCUUCAUCACGUCAUAACCAAUGGUGGGGACCCGAGAGAGGAAGACUUAACGAGCAGAAAGAGGGUAUUGGACGGAUUUCAUUAUGUUCUCAUCAUCAUCCUUACCAUCGUCAUCGUCAUUGUUGUCAUCAUCAUUAGUAUCUUCUUUGUUAUCAUCAUCCCAUUAUCAUCUUCAUUAUCAGCGUCAUUGACAUCAUCGCCGUCUUCAUCAUCUUUAUUUUUAUCAUCAUUCCAUAUUGCCGUGUGUCUGUUCAGUAAUAGAUCAUGGAUGACGUCAAAAUGCAGUAAGGACAAAAAAGAAAGGCACACAAGGCGCAGCCAGGAGUUGAACUGGUGUUCUUGGCACACCUCGACGUCUUCUUUGUUCUGUAACUGAACAAAUCCACAGCAACAUGUUUUAUUUUGUAGCAAAACGAAAUAUUGUUCAUGGUCACGUCAUCAAUGCGUCUGUCUACCAAUAAUUCAUUAAUAAAAAACCAAUCAGCAUUACAUAUGAAUUGUCAUCGUCAUCAUGAUAAUCAUCAUUAUAUACGUUAGACCUAGUAUGAAAACUCUGAUUGGUCGAAAGCAUACAGUCAAUACACAAUGGUGUGUGAAGUUGACAAGAUAACUCAAUAUUUGCUGCAGAUAAUUGGUUAUCAUGUCGAGUUCAAAGUCUGUCUAGUUUCCAACCCCUUCGUUUGUGAAGUGUUCCCAAACGUUUGCUAACUCAGAGAGAAAUGUCUUUGUCAAAAAAACAAUUGUUGAAUUCGGUUUUUACAUGAUAUCAUGAAUUGUCAAACCUCGUGUCUGUGAUACAAACUACAUGGAUGUAACUCAGACUUCGGCGUUGAUAAUUUAUGCAAUUUCGAAAACCAGGAGCUCAUUGCUUGGAGCGUUCAAUUCCCAUACUGAACUUAUGUCAUGGCAUUUUCACAGAACGGUUUUUUUAUUUGCAUCUUUAGGGAGUUACCAGGGUGGUUGGAUUUCCCAAUAUGCCCAUACUAAUCAAUAAGUGAUUUGUAUCCUUAGGGAGUUACCAGGGUGGUUGGAUUUCCCAAUAUGCGAACGUGAAUCAGUGGCUGAUGGUUGAUUUGGGAAAGGUUACCAAGGUAACUAGACUAGCAACACAGGGCCGAUCUGACGCGGGAUGGUGGUCAAAGUCCUAUAGCCUGGAAUACAGUGAAGAUGGAGGAGUGUUCAAACCUUACAAAAAUGGCCAGGUAUCGUAAUUAAAUUGACUGUGCAACGGAUAAGUGGCCUGGUGCUUCGCAUGGUUAGGAAGUACUUCCACGUGAUUAUGAAUUCCAGGAACGCGUACUUUAUUUUUUUCUCUUAAUGUUCUCAGACAUAUUCUUUGUACUGUCAUAGGAGCUUCAAGGGAAUAUCGACUAUACUAAUGCAGUUGGGCAUAUUCUUGAUCCACCAAUUAUCGCGCGCUUCAUCAAAAUCAACGUCAAAUCAUAUCAUGGAUAUCCGUCCCUGAGAGUUGAAUUAUAUGGAUGUACCGAUGGUAAGUGAGAUGCCUUGGUAGUUGGGGAUUAGUUAUUUUUAGGGAUUUUAAGAAAACCACGACGGCGAAGUCGAAGGCGACGAGAACGUAGCGAAACAAAAGAUCUGAUGAGCAAAACAAUAGCGAAACACGUCCGUUUUAAAACUUUAUACAUUUCUUAGCCGUCCCAUACAGAUCAAAAACGUGAAAUCAUCAAAUUUUACGUCCUCUUAGCAAGGAAAUAUCUACAGCAACUUAGCCACGUUUUUAUUUUUAACUCAACACCACAUUUACAAGUUGUGCUGAGGUGAAGAUGUCGUACCGUCAGAAAAGGUUAACCCAUCGAGCUACUUGUAAAAAUCUUAGCGGAAAAAAAAUUACGUUUCUUAUUACCACAUGUUGCCAUAGUGACAUAGAUAGUGACAUAGUGACAUCUCAGACUCCCUAUUCACCUCUUGGCCGUGGGGGGGGUGGACAACUUUAGAGGAAUCACAUGGUUUUCAGGAGCAUAAGAAUAUAACAGAACCCUAAGGGAAUUUGACAAAUUAUUGUGUUCAGGGUUUUAAACACAUGCUAUCAUUACCAUUGCAUCGCACUGUGAGCCUCUAAUAGAAUACAUCUUUUGCCAGUUUUGAGCAAUGUGAAAGAGUAACAGCUUUUACUUUAUGAGUGCAGCAGUCCCCCAACCGUUUACUCCAGGGUGACCAUUUGCAUCCAAAUAAUUUUACCAGUAUCAACCACCAUGGGCGAGGGUUUAACACAGGUCAACAUGGAAUCUACCAUUUGUUUUAUACGAUAAAAGAGAGAAAUGUUGUUAUACUGACGACGUUAUAUAUCUAUGCUUCUGUUCUCCCAUAGAUCCUGGGUAAAAACCAAUGAAAUACGUGUGUAAUUAAGCUUAUCACAUAAAACUUGAGUAAUCUAUUUCUGUGUGCAGGGUUCCCAACACCAAAACCACCACAGUGCAUGGAUGCCCUUGGAAUGCAAAGUGGUAAAAUACCGGACUCUGCGAUUACAGCGUCAAGCUCAUCAAAUGCUAAUAGCUUUGCUCCAUACGUUGGCAGACUUCAUUUCCUGAGUUCCGGCAGUGGUAAAUACGGAGGCUGGGCGGCGGCCUCAAACAACGCUGAGCAGUAUUUCCAGGUCGAUUUUGGAAGCUGGACGCAAAUAUCAGCUGUUACCACCCAAGGAAGGCAGGAUUCUGCCCAGUGGGUCAAAACGUACAGCCUAUCAUUCAGCUAUGAUGGUGUCUUCUGGCAAACAGUCCUAAAUGAACAUGACCUAAAGCAGGUGAGAACCUAACAGUACAGUUAUCUGCCUUGUUCAUUCGGUUGCUUACAAUUCUUUUUGGUACAGACUUUUAUUCGAAAGUCCCAAUCUAUUAAAUAACUGAUUUAAUGAAAAAUAAUGUUACAAAGCGACUCACUCGUGCAAUUUGAAUUUUAUACAGGUUUUUAUAGGAAAUUCUGACCGAUUCACACCAGUAAGGAACGUACUGUACAAACCGAUUAUAACGCGGUACAUCCGCAUUCACCCAGAAACAUGGCAGUCUCACAUAACCCUGAGAGCCGAAUUUUACGGCUGCAAAGAAGGUAAAAUGUUUAUUUGAAUUCUUUAAGCACUUUUCGAACCCCAGACCAUUAUAAUCAACGACCAAUCAGAGUUAAGGAGGACUUGUUUGAGAGCCAGUAAGAACUCAAAGUAAAUCAACGUAAGUGUGAGCAAACACGCGUGACCAAGACUUAAAGGUGAACUUCAGAGGUCUAUUAUUACUACUUACGAUUCGAUGACCGCGUCAUGAGUUUUUCAUAGGCGCUUUUCGGUGUGCUGAGUGCAAAUUUGCUAGUGUUUUCCUUGUAAGCACUUCAUCAUAGUUUGUAUUUCAUGGAAAAAGUGUCCUUAAUUUCUCAGUAUGGUUAUCUACGUACAAUCCCUGUUAAUCUUUUCAAAGGUCCUUCAUGUAAUUCUUCUCACCAUAUGCCACACAACUCUUAUGAUGUCAGUUUGGAGAAUUUGACAUUGGAUCAACUAAUAAUCCCCCAAUUAUUGAUAUUUUUCUGUAUUCUCAUUGCUUGUCUGCUUAAUAUUGUAUUGAUAUUAUAAGGAGAAACUCUGGCUUGGUCACUCAUGAGAGUUUAAAAGGUUACUAUUCCUUUUUCCUGUAAGGCUAUUCAUACAAUUUCUGUGUUUUCAUAUCUCACCAAAGUAAAAUUUUUCUAUCUGUAUUUUUGUUUCAUGAAGAAGUGUUUUUUUUCUUGUACCUCGGGCUAGUCUCACACUUAAGUAUUGAGUCUCAACAAAAUACAGCUCUAAUUUACAUCUUUUGUUGUUGUUGAAAUAGGAUUCAAACCACCCGUAAUAGUUUGUGCUUCUGCUCUGGGAAUGGAAAAUGGCCACAUACCAGAUACAGCCAUUACAGCAUCAUCACGUUAUAACCAAUGGUGGGGACCUGAGAGGGCAAGACUUAACAUGCAGAAAGAAGGUAUUGGAUAGAUUAUUUUAAACUUGACAGAUGUUCCUCUCUCCAUCCAGGAGUAUAAAUGGGUAUGGGUGAAUUGUCAGGGAAGCCUGAUAAAAUGCUAAGGGGGGGGGGUAACCUUGCGAUGGACUAGCAUUCCAUCCGGGGGAGGUGUGGUAAUAACACUCCAGUAACACUCCUAGUAACACUCUUAGAUGCUUCGUGCCAUAUGGAAACCGGGAUAAGCUUUGACUACAGGCGGCCAAUAGGCUCUAGCACAGACUUUACCUUUUACCUAUCAGUGGGGAGGCUAAGAACUCGGAAACAAUUCUAGCAUGACAGCUAAGUAUUGUGUAAAGUUGAUAGUGAAGACAAGAACUCGAACGAAGGCAAAGUGUUGAAAUGAAAUCUUUCUGAAAUGUUAAGGUAAAGAUAUCUAUAUCUUUAGGGGGUUACCAGGGAGGUUGGAUUUUCCAAUAUGCCAAUAUUAAUCAAUAAGUGAUUUGUAUCUUUAGGUAGUUACCCGGGUGGUUGGAUUUCCCAAUAUGCCAAUACUACUCAAUAAGUGAUUUGUAUUUUAGGGAGUUACCAGGGUGGCUGGAUUUUCCAAUAUGCCAAUACUAGUCAACAAGUGAUUUCUAUCUUUAGGUAGUUACCGGGGUAGUUGGAUUUCCCAAUAUGCCGUUAAUAAUCGAUAAGUGAUUUCUAUCUUUAGGGAGUUACCAGGGUGGAUGGAUUUCCCAAUAUAGGGACGUGAAUCAGUGGCUGAUGAUUGACUUGGGAAAGGUUUCCAAGGUAACUAGAAUUGCGACGCAGGGCCGAUCUGACGCGGGAUGGUGGUCAAAGUCCUAUAGCCUGGACUAUACCACAGAAGAUGGAGGAGAGUUUACAAAGUACAACAAUGGCGAGGUAUGUUUACACUCACUGUUAGACUAUUCGGCGCCAAAUGGAUAACGAAAAAUGAAAGGGCUGUAGCAUUUCAGAGGGAGUUUAAAAAAAAGCGUAAUGCGAGUUAAAAUCCUGGUUGUUUUAUCAGACCUGAGUUUAAUAUGAUUUCCAUAAUUUACACUAAGCUUUUCAAUUCAAGUGAUGAACUUACUCAUUGAAGCCCCGGAUGAUUUUGGUCAUGUCACGAUAACAUUUAUCUGAACCCCCUUCUAAGGCUCUACAAUAGCAUUAUGAACCCCCAACCCCCUCCACAGGGGGGAGGGGGUGGGGGUGGGGCAGGGAAUUGGCAGUCAAGUUUCCAAAAUUUACCAUUUUCCCGCUCCGUUCUCCAUGAAAACCAUAUAAACCCCCUAAACUCUUCCCUCCCCCCUCCUCAGGCGAAAAAUGAGUGGUCCCCUUUUCUUAAAUCUGAAACUGUCCUUUUUGAAAAGGUUCUUAUGGGCAAUACCGACUACAAGACUGCAGUUGGCCGCAUUCUUAACCCAGCCAUCAUUGCUCGAUUUGUUAAAAUCAAUGUCAAAUCAUACUCAGGAUACCCGUCGCUUAGAGUGGAACUCUUUGGAUGCUCUGAUGGUAUGUGGCUUAUAAUGUCAAUUAUUUGGUAAAUAAGAACGUCAAAGAAAAAACUCUAAUAUAAGAGCAAGUGGCCUUUUUUCACAAGAUCUCAGAAGAGACAGAAUAUUAUCGCCUGUAUCAGUUAUUUUCAAUAAAUGGUUAUUCAUUUUUGAGAAAUGCAAGAUGUCUUAGAUAUUUCCAAUGUUAACCUUUAAGUUACCAUUAAGGCAACUUAAUGUAGUUCUUCAAUACUUAUGAGCGGAGAGAAAGAAACCCUGGCGAGGAAUUAUCGACAGGAACCUAAUCUUUCGAAUAGCCUUGAAGGAGGCUUUCCUUGUAAAAAAAUAUUGCUUAGGAAGGUGAGGAAGAUCCGUCUCGAUUAAUAGUGUCAACUGUGUCAGGUCAAGAUGUUUUGCAGAUAACCUAAUGACAAUCAGCAAGCACCUAAAAAGGGCUUUGUGUGCAUCAUCUUGGCAGUUGAUCUUUAAUCCAAUCAAAUGAAACUCUCAAAGAAAUUUUCCUACAUAACAAAUAAGCGUUGACCGGCCGUUGUCUACCUCACACGCACGAUUUGCUCAUUAGUCAUGAGGCAGGCGAUCUGGGCACUAAUUUGCCCUAAUAUUGUCGGAUCAUCGUCAGUAUUUAAGAAACUGCGCAUCUACUCCUCCCGUCAUUCAUUAAUACUAACUUCUUGUCAGUUGACUGUUGAGUUAGGGGAAGAGUAGGGGCGCAGUUGCUAAGUCAUGAAACGGAGGGGGAGGGGGGGGGAACAUUUAUUGACCCUACACAUCUAUGUUUGACGAGCUACGCGGAAGUGCAACCGUGACAUAUUCGUCUCAAUUCAAUUUUACUAUGUAAUAUACUUUUAAUUUAAUUAGAACUAGUUACCUCAUUUUAUCUCAGAGUGUGGACUUUCCUUCCGAUUGCACGAGGAUAAACAUCAACAAUUAAACAGAAUUUUGAGCCUCAGAGUGCUAUUAACUUGUAAAGACUACUGGAUGAACCUUCAGUGAAAAUGAACUAUGGUCAACAGGCAAAAUAACGUUUUCAAAGUUGCUUUCUACACUGAAGUUUCUAUUUAAUUUAUGUAGGAUUUUCCACACCUAAACCACCACAGUGCAUGGAUCCCCUUGGAAUGCAAAACGGUAAAAUACCAGACUCUGCCAUUACAGCGUCAAGCUCAGCAAAUGCUAAUAGCUUUGCUCCAUACGUUGGCAGACUUCAUUUCCUGAUGUCUGGUAGUGGUAAAUACGGCAGCUGGGCCGCGGCCUCAAACAAUGCGGACCAGUAUUUCCAGGUCGACUUCGGAACAUGGACACAGAUCACAGCUGUAGCCACCCAAGGAAGGCAGGAUUCUGCCCAGUGGGUUAAAACGUACAGCCUUUCAUUCAGCUAUGAUGGUGUGUUCUGGGAAACAUUCAACGAUGAGGACAACUUAAAGCAGGUGAGAACCUAAUGAAUAUAGUAUUCUGAUAAUUGUGAAUUCCAUUGGCUCAGGGUUCUUCGCUAGUGUAGUUAUGGGUAUUUUAUUGAUUUCAAGGAUUUAAGGGAUCAUUAUUGGUCAAUACGUCUGCCGAGAAAAUGAAAUAUUCUUUGAGAAUACUUCGGCUUGUGUUUUGGUCAAGGAUGUUUGUGCUAGGGAGCGGAAGAGAGGGGGCUGGGUGGUUGGGGAAGCUUCCUAGUAACAGUUAAAUGAAGAUGUGCUCUAUAAGGAUGGGGUCGCACAUUUUUUGGGGGUAAGAAAAUUCUGAUAAGGAGGGAUUUAAGAAUGGGAAGAUUUGUGGUUGAAAAGUGACUACAAAGGGGUCUUUAAUCGACCAUGUAAUAGACUAUAAUGUGGUAGCUGUUCUGAGACGCCAGUGGCACAUAACUAACAAGGCCCCCCCCUCCCGGGGGGUUUGUGUCUAAUUGUCAAGAAAAAGACAAAUAAUUAAUCUCAUAAACGCGAUGUGUUUUGAUCUCUAAGAAAGUUUGUGAUGUUGGGAAAGGUUAGCAAAGUGAUGUUUUUCGAAAGGUUUGAUUUGAUGCAAAGAGCUGGCAUCAGACAAAUAGUGCAGCGAGAUUCAAACGAAAAACGGGCGCUCGUUUUUGUCUCACCACGCAGUCUAUUUUUUUUGCUGACCUGCUCACUUUCCUCGCUGUUGACGUAAAUUUCUUGCCACAGGAAAAUGAAAAAAAAAACUUACAGCAACAUGAAGGAAUUUUGAUGGGUCGGCAUAGGAAAUUGGAUGUAGUGGUGAGACAAAAAAAAUUCACGCUCGGUCUAAGGUGCGGUGAAAUUGUAAAAAAGAAGAUUCUUAACAUAUGAUUCACUUGAUCUUAAUUGAUUGUGUAAUUAGUAAAUGUUUGUGAAAUGAAUAUUGCAGGUGUUCCACGGCAACUACGAUAGAUUCACAGUGGUAAAAAACAAAUUACAUAAACCAAUUAUAACAAGAUACAUCCGGAUUCGUCCAGAAACGUGGCAGGCCCAUAUUUCCUUGAGAGCAGAAUUUUACGGCUGUAAAGAAGGUAGCAGAUAAGAUACCUAUCAUUUUUUAUUGCCGAAGGGGGCGGGGGUUUCGGAAGAUUUUGGUUGUGUCACAAUGAAAUUUACUUGAAGUAUUCUAAUGAUCGCCUCUUCGAGAGUCAAUUUUCUCUAGACUCUCUUUAAACUCUGGUAGAGAAAACUGAUACUGAAACCCCCUCUGUCGCCCCUGAAAACCACCUGAUCCCCCCCGUAAAAAAACUCUGAUCCCCCACGAUAAAUAAUGACUGGUCGCCAUGUUGUAUAAUCCUUUUAUUUUUGGCAGUUGUUAUAGUAGGUAGCUUUUGGACAAUGGAAAAAACUUUUGAUUUUAUUCGAGCUAAUGCAGCAAUGCUUUGUACAUUUUAAUUUUUUGUUUCCUCCUUUCCUUCUUUUCAAAUAACUGGAAUCAUUUUUUAGGAAUGGAACUUGGAUGCGUCGUUUUUAAUGGAAAACGACGCGCGCACCAUUUGAAUUGAAAUCCUCCUGUUUUUAAAAUGGUUCCUUUUUACUGCAUGUCAAACGGAAAUAGAGACGUCAGGCCGUUUGUAGAUCUCAACCCCUUUACUUCUGAGAAGAUUAGCUAAAAUAAUUUUCUUUCUGCAGGAUUUGUACCACCGAAGCUGGAAUGUCAGUCAGAACUUGGAAUGAAAAGCGGCAAGAUACCCAACAGCGCUAUCACUGCCACCUCUAGCUACAGUGAUUCAUAUCUCCCACAGUACGCCAGACUCGACAAUACAUUGCCCUCAAAUGUCCAUGCAGCUUGGUUUCCAAAGUCGCACGAUGACGGUCAGUUUAUUCAAGUUGAUCUCGGAGAAAUCACGAAGAUAACUCGUAUUGCCACUCAGGGACGGUACAAAGUGGGACAUUACACCAAAAACUACUACGUAACGUAUAGUGUUGAAGGCGGCCCUUACCUCGCCUACAAAGAGAAUCAGGUAAAUUGUCUGAUAAGAACUUACUUUAAGUCGUAUGUGGUCCAGGUUCAUUAUCAACAGUGAAAGCAAGGAAAGGUUUUGCUGUUGACGAAAAUAUCAUGAACGAGUUAAGUAAAAUAUAAUGAUUGACCCUGGUGUUACAUUCGAUUGCAAAAACGUCGACACCUAAAAAGCGUGAUCCAGAACGGUUUUAUGGGAGACAUCCGCCCUGAGUUUAAAGAAAUAGAGUGAACGUUUUUUCAUGAAAAUGGUCGCUUGAUAAGGCUUGAGUGAGACAAUAUGUUAGUCCUUUUUUUGUUGUUGUUUUUUUUGAAGGAAUGAUGUGAAUGACUAGCCGUUAAUGACUUUUCGACAUUGAAAAAUCAACCCCAGAAAAUUUCCAUAAUCCUAGUCCAGCUAGAUCUGGUUGCACCACAAGUAGUCCAAGCUCGCAAACGAGACUUCGUAAAUAUGCAGAUAUGUUUACGUUGCACAAUUCUUUUUUUCUCAAGACUAGUUUAGAUUUUAAGGUUGGUAAUGCAGUCCUUCUAUUUUGUUUUUUCGUACAAAUCCUUUUAUUUAGUUAAUUGUGUAACGCAAACAUGUUUACAUGUUGACGAAUCAAAGGCUCAUUAUCCGAGCUUGGGCUACCAGUGGUUGAACAUUUAUGCUGUGAUACCAUUGGCUACGAGACCCUAGAAAAGGUCGCCAGUGGCAAGAGUGUUUUUCGUGUUUAUUUGGAAAUCUUGUCAUCUUAUGUACUUUCCAUUUUUUUCCAUGCCUUAUUCUAGCUUAUUCCUGCCAAUAAAGACACCAAGACUGUUGGACAUAUCUUCAACCCGCCCAUAAUCGCGCGCUACAUACGGCUCCACCCUAAACAGUAUCAUGGCUACAAGGCUCUACGAUUCGAAUUUUACGGUUGCACAGAAGGUACGUGUUCGCGGUAUACUUUACAUGAUCAAGGCACUAACAUUUACAAACGCUUCUGCUUUCACAUAGCCUACCGAGCAGGUGUAAUUUUGGUAAGCGAGUGUUCAGUAUAUGCUUGGUGAAAACGAAGCUGCCAUCUUUGAUUUUUACAGCUGCGAAAGGCUGGGGAGAGAAAGAGAUUUGUUCUAAGGGGGUGAGCUACGGUAAAAAGAGAAGAGGGAAGGGAUGGGUAGGGUAAUAGAAGUUAGUCUCCUCCCCUUUCCCCUUCUAGAGUCGCCCAUUUAUACUCUGAUAGCGAUGAUUGAUUCCCCAUCUGUUCCCCUUCAAAAGCAUGCCGUCCCCCCCACCCCAUACUCUCCGACCCUCCGGGUGAUAAACGAGUGGCCCCGCCUUAAGGUGGCGUUGUGCGUCUCGUGAGGAACUUGUUAUACAAAAAUGUUUGCCUUGAAAGUGUAUGAAUACUUAUACUAGAGUUGCUUUAGACAGGAGUGCGGGAUUGCAAUUUUAGAACGGCAUUCGUUUUGCUUUAACCUCUCUCUGUGAUUGGUAUGGAAUGCACAACCAAUCGUGCGUCUGCCCGAACUUCAGACAGUUUUCUUGUUUUACAUUUUUGUUCUCUUUUCUCCCUAACGAUCUCUAACGAUCUUCUUAACUGCUCCUAUUUGCUACGGUGAUUACCUUGGUUUUGGUUUUUUUUCAAUCCCUCCAAAGAGCGCUAAAUAUGAAAAAUCUACCUUUUCUCUACAGGGUUUAAAAUUCCGGAAACGCCCACCUGUCAGUUGCAACUUGGUAUGCAAAAUGGUAAGAUACCAGAUUCAGUAUUAACAGCUUCAUCGAUGCUGAGUGCCACCUAUGCGCCAGGAAUGGCCAGACUACAUCAAACGGCUGCCAGUGGUCGCGGUGGAUCCUGGAUUGCAAAAACGCAAGACCACAACCAAUGGUUUCAGAUUGACUUUGGGGUCGAGACAACAAUUACACGGAUUGACACCCAGGGUCGACAAGAUGGCUCACAGUGGGUGAAGGAAUACACACUUAGAUACAGCGAUGAUGGGUCUUACUUUACGCAGUACCAACCCGAAGGAUACACAAAGGUUUGUUGUUCCCAUCAAGGGAUUGUAAAAAACUGUUUAUCAUAUAUAGCUUGAUAUUUGUCGCUAAUUCAUUUCCCAGCUGUUCAAUGAUGAGGGCCGUUAAAUGAAAUAAUAAAUAUUGUAUGUUGAGGCCACAGAAUGUUAUAAGGGCAAAAUUGGUGAAGAUUCAAGUCUUUAUAUCGCGGAUAGAUGUAAAAGUACGCAUUCUGUAAAUGUAAGGCAGAGAACAUGCCCUCCACGAGAACGCUUUGGUAGUGGAUUAAUUAACUCUCUCUCGAAUAUCUUUUUUCUUUUUCUUUUUAUGUGAUAAGACAUUUAAGGGAAAUAGCGAUCGUUAUACCGUUGUUGGCCACGAAUUGGACCCACCUAUCAGGGCACGAUAUUUGAAGAUCAUUCCAGAGGAAUGGCAGACCUACAUUGCGAUGAGGCUCGAGUUUUACGGUUGCAAGUCAAGUACGAUCCGUUUAUCCUGAUCAUAUGAUUUUAAACUAACCUAGUAAUUGUUUAUAGCCAAUUCAGAGUAUCUAUGUUUGACGCUUAUUGCGUAUCACGUUGGAAGUUGUGCACGCCAUUUUUUUCAAAUAAUCGAAUCAUACACAUUCUAUUGGGUGAAAGAUGAAUGCUUUCUCUGCGUUUUCUUUACUGAUUAAUUAGGUUCACUUAGCCCUCAAGCGCAUAACUCUCUAUGGUAUAUCGAACAAAGACAAUUCACGUUAUCGUGUGUCUGCUCAAAAAAUAGACCACAGAUUACGUCAAAAUUUGGUAAGAACAAAAUUUGGUGGUAAAAAGCUAUUGCUAAAUCGAGUUAAAGAUUUCACUUUCUCAAUGCGGACAAAAUUUUCAAAAAUUUCAAUCAUUGUGGGCUAUGUAAAGCAAAGGAAACAUUUUUGUAUGAUGUCAGCCAUGCGUCUAUAAAGUGAUUCAAUAGUUAUUGCCAAAUUUCAAUCACAGCGCUUGUAGUAUUCAGCCUAGAGUAUGAAAUUUAAGGUUGUAGUGGUAGCAAUGGCAAGUGGUAACUGUAGUGGCAGCAGGAAGGGAAUUGAUGCUGGCGGUAGCAGUAUCAGAAUCAACUGAAGCGAUAGGAUUAAACAACAAAAAAUGAUAAAAUUGAGAACUUGAGAGCAAGAGGCAAAAUUUGGUUUUCUCUUUAGACGACGGUGGCUAUUCAAAUUGGGGAGCUUGGUCCAAGUGUUCCGAAACCUGUGGAAAGGGUAGUCACACCCGCACUCGCACUUGUACCAGUCCUCCUCCGAGUGCCGGUGGAAAGGACUGCUCAAGCCUAGGACCUGACAAAGAGACUGGAGAAUGCGAUGCUGGAGGCUGCCCAGGUAUGAUUACAAGAACAACAAAAAUCAUUCUGUUUUUGUUUUCCUUUUUCGUUCCAUAGCCUCUUGGCCCUCUCUCACCUUCUUCUUCUCCGCCUCCCGACACUUCUUUCUUCCUGUCCGUCCCUCCUCCUUCUCCCUCAUCCUUCUCUUUCCUUCAUCUCGUCCUUCUCCCUUUCAACCUUUACAGACCCUUCGUUCAGCGAUUCUCUUUAGACCACUCUUCACUCUACAACGUUUCCCUUUCUUCUUUUCUAUCCCUUCUCUGUAUACCACCCUCUCCGACUAUGCUCAGCUUUGUCAUCUUGAAGGAACUAUCUUUGACUGGCAUUUUGAAAACCAAGAUGGUGAAAAUUUCAGACCUUUGACUGAACAAUAGCUUCAUACUUUUACUCUAAGACUUAAGUAUUUUUUAACAUAGGGGUGUAUUUACCCUUUCUACACUACGUUUAAGCAGCUUUCACACCAAUUCACCAAAAAGAUCCGAAACGAAAAAAGCGUUUUUACAUAUGGUAAAACGUUUUAACCUGUCAUUCUCAGAGAUGCGCAGGUCCAAAAGAUCAGAAACUGUGUUUCUAAAUGACUUAUCUGAGCUCUUCUUUUUUGGCUCUGGUACACAUGAGUGAAUGAGUCUGCCGCUGAGAGGAAACCGCUGGGUAAAAAGGUCUAGAUGCAUGCGCUUAAAAACGAGAGAAUGUCAGAAUUCAGAAUGAAAGGUUUUUUAAACCACCAGUGAGUCUUAACGAAGCUGAAUUGCCAUGUUGAAGUCUCCGUGAUAUAUUUGCAGUCAAUGGCGGCUACUCUGCUUGGACAGCAUAUGGUGAUUGUUCAAAGACUUGUGGAGGUGGGGAACAGACACGUGAGCGGACAUGCACUAAUCCCCCACCACAGUACGGUGGAAAAGACUGCAGUGGACUAGGACCAAGUUCUUCUACAAGAAGUUGUAACGAAGGGCAAUGCCCUGGUAAACCAGGUAGAAUUUAAGUUAAUCGUUAUUUACAAUGCAAAGAAAGUGUCAGUGACGUAAUGGUAAGUGCGCUCCAGCUUCCGGUGCAAGGAGGAUGAACCGCAAUUCUCUUUUUUACUUCGUGUAGCGGUCUCUAGGAUAUUUUGAGUUUUAAAUUAUGGGCCUAUGCUUUUAUCGAUGCACGGAAGAAGUAGACCUUUUUUUUUUUUUUUGCUGGCAACCAUCGGCCAUUACUAAGACAACAAAUUUAUUGACACGGGUUAGGUUAAAGUGGCAAGUAAUGUUCAUUAAUAAAUUUCAAUGAGGUAGAAAAAGACAGUCAAACAAAAAACACAAUUAAAAGAACCGUAUCUGACCUAAGAUUCUCCAAGCUGAAAAUACAGGAUGUACAAAAGAGAAAACUUCUAACAGCAUGCACUUCGUUUGAUCUUAUUGUUAUUUUAAAGUUGACGGAGGUUACACCCAAUGGGAGCAGUGGUCAGAUUGCUCCUUGACAUGCGGUGGAGGAAGACGCAACCGCCAUCGACAGUGUACCAACCCUAUGCCAUUGAAUGGGGGAAGAGACUGUUCAGGUCUUGGACCGUCGAGUGAGACUCAGGAAUGUGGUACUGCUCCAUGCCCCAGUACGUAUUCAUAUUUGCCCCCGUUGUGAUCAUUAUCUUUCUGAUAUCAUCGUUUUCUUUGUCUUUUACCGUGGAGGGGGGUAGGGACGUUGAAUGGAACACACCGGAUCGCAGAGGCACACUAUAACCUUUCAAUAGGAUUAGGUUUCUUAGAUAUAAAUAUGUGAUUGAUCGUAGCUUAUCUGUCCUCGUGCCUUAUAUUACAGUAAUGCAGCAAAAAUCUAUUGAUUUCUUUGGUCUAGCAUUAUUAUAUCGCUAAAAAGAGCAAUUCAUUUAAAUUAAGUGACGAAAAAAAUCUGAGAUUGCUUUGUUUUGCUUUACUUCGUUAUGUAAUUGGUCCACAAAACUCACGCCACUUUCUCAACCAAUCAGAUUUAAAAUUAAAACCAGUCGUGACUUGGUCGCACGCGUUUUCCCGUGCUUCAGGCGGUUGGACUGCUUUUACUUCGAGUUCUCAUUGGCACCUGGUGACAUUUCCCUUCCUAUGAUUGGUUGUUGUAAUUGUUUUGGGUUUGGUAUUAUGAAACUCCAUUGAAAACUGCUCUAUUGUGCAUGAUUAAAAACCUGCUGUGUGUAUUUUGCAGUUGAUGGUGGAUACGGCCAAUGGGGAAAGUGGAGCGAGUGUUCAGUUACUUGCGGAAGCAAGAAAGGCACAAGAAGACGUGACAGGCUGUGCGACAGUCCAAAACCUGCGAAUGGCGGUAAAGACUGCUCUAGACUUGGAAAGGACACUGAGAUGGAGGAGUGCAAACCGAAAGUCUCCAAAUGCCCCGGUAAGUAUACACACUUUAUUUCACGCGUGCUGAACAAAAGACUGCGAAAAUACAUCGUUUGUCAAAUCAGAGACACGAACGUAGUACUUCACAGUGGAGGGCAACAAAUGGCUUCCAAUCCUUGAAAUGUGUCAGUCAGUAAGAAGAAAUCUCAGUAUGUGUGAAAUAAAAACAUUACGCCAUGGAAAGUGCUUGAACAAUUUUUAUUCAAUCGUUGCGUUGCAUCAAAAAAACGAACGAGUGAGCACGGCGAACGAGUGAGUUUUUUGACACAUCCCAUCCCGUGACUAAAAUCGUUAUUGCGCACUUUCCAUGAAAUACUCUCUAUUCAUUAGAUGGGUUGACAUACAAUAAGCGUCGGUACUUUGCAAGUUGCGAGUCGAGGGAUUUGUUAUCCAACCAUUAUUUCACUUUUUAAUAUUUUGAUUUGUUUAGUUUACACUCCACGGGCUAGUCUGUGCAUCGCAUCGCAUCGAUCGCUUAGGGAGUACGCGACAGACGAAAACAACACGAACAAAAUCAUUUAAGUCUUCCUCAUGACCAAGGAAGAAGUCUAUCGCGAUUAAAUUUUGUUUCUCUAAAAUUCAAGCUCAACAAAACGAAAAAAGGUUUGGAUUUUUCAGUGCGGCCAUUUUUUUGCGCCGUAUUUUUGCCCUGCUGUUUAAAGUAAUACCGUGGCAUAUUUUGCACGUUAUCAUGGCUUUAUUUGAUAAAAUGAUACAUGAAUGAUAAAGAACAAGAACAAUGUACUAGGGAAAAUGACCUUCUUUUUUACCUUUUAAUUUACCCCUUAUUUAUGUUUCUAAAUGCUGUGGUUAUAAUCAAUUGAUAGCUCAAAAUCGAUGGCAGGCAUUUUUUAGAGUAACUAGCUCUUAACGCCCUGCACAUACCUGAUUUUUGCAAAACGCUGUACACAGUUUAUUGUUCAAAGUAUUACUGAUGAAAGCAGAGUAGGGGUUCCGGUCUCAUUUUGCAAGCUAUUUCACUCAUUCGUGUUUUCUGCGGUUACUUCGUUGAUGUUGACAGUCAAGAAGUGCAAAUCGAUAAAAAAGAGGUCAUUUCAUGGCCACGCGUGGAUUCCUGUUUGUAAUCUAGGAUUGCAGAAUAUUAAAGUUACUUCAACUUCCGGCAUAGCAAUAAAGGAAUUCAGUCUGAUUACAAGAGAUACUUUCCUCCCAAAAAAAUUUAAGCUUAACUUUGGUAAUGCUUGUUGUUAAAACAAAAACUCUUCGUGAAUGUAAAAAAGCCAUGUAGAUCUCUCCAUUGGCCAGGUUUUCCUGAUUAGUCGCUCUUUUCAUAAGCUGACGUUCCAACUUUUAAACAAAGAGACUUAGCUUGUCGUAGAAAAGUUAUCCUAGAAAGAAAUUUGCUAAUGUAAGUGAUUUGAACAGUUGUUACUGUAAGGGCAAUUUACAGGGUCAUUAUGCUCCUGGCAAGCUGGAAAUAUUUUCCUGGACAAGUGCAAUGAUUAACAUAACUAUUUGUUUAUGUGCAGUUGACGGUGGUUACGGUAAAUGGGGCAAGUGGGGUAAAUGUAGCAAAACUUGUGGCGGAGGACAACAAACAAGAAAGCGAAAAUGCAACAAACCGAAGCCGUCAAAAGGAGGAAAGAAAUGUAAUGUCCUUGGACCAAGUAAAGAAACUCAGGAAUGCAACACAAAUCCUUGUGGACGUAAGUAGACUCUUUUAUGGCACAUUUAUGAAAACUCAGAGGAGUUCCACCAACAUGUUUUGAGUUUUUCUUUCUUUUACAACAUGCAGGACUACCAUCGAAAAUAUAGGGGUACAAAAUAUUAGCUCGGUAUGAAAGAGGAAGGAGAAGAGUCCAUAAUAAACCAAGAAAGGGAUAGGAUAAUUAGCGAUGAAGAAGAUUGGAGAAGGGUUUCAUUGACCCUGGAAUUUAAGGUUAAAAUUUCAAGAUUUUCGAACCUUAUCGUAGCGCAGAAAGGAUAAAACUGAUUGGUAAAAACUCAGAAUUCUCCAGCUGGGGACGAAUUGGUCGCUAAUUGGCUGAUUUAGGGGAAUUUUUCAUUGAGUGUCUAAAGUGACCCGUGAUCGCUUUGUUUUUGCUCCGCUCUAUGAUUGGUCCAGAAAUUCACGCCUUUCUCUCAACCAGUCUGAUGCAAAACUAAAACAAUCACGACUUGGUCAUCCGCAUUUUCCCGCGCUUUAGGCAGUUUGGCUGCGUCUACUUUGAUUUCUCAUUGGCUCUUAUAGCCAUUUUCCUUUCUUCUGAUUGGUUGUUGUUGUGAUUACUUUGAUUUUAGUUUUACGACACAAUCGAAAAGCGCUCUAUGUUUACGAUUCGAGUUUGCAUCUUCAAUCAAAAUGAAGGUUCAUAUGUUACAAUACUGACAAAUCAUUUUUAUACACACGACGAUCGACGGGAAGUAAUUAUUUUUCAGUGUUGUGAUUUGAGAAAUGUUGAAUCAAAUUGCAAGAGCGAUCCAGGAUUAUGUUGGUUUUUCGACACUAGGAUGCGCUCUCUGAUUGGGGUAGAAAAUCUUAUGUUCCCACUCUCGACCAGUCAAAUAAAAACGUGAAACAAAUCAUUAGUUGAUAUCAAGCUUAAUUAUAUCUAUCAGUUGGUACGUGCGCUAUGAUUAGUAAACUAAGCAGGACGUUCUUCUCUGUAUCGCCUGCUAAUUUCAAAAGUUUGUUUGAGUAGAAAUCUCCCCCCUCUUGAGCCAAGAGAUAUAAUAAAUAUCUUUCUAACCUUGUUUACCCAGUCCGUAAUUAAGUUAUAUAACCUCUUUUUUUCUACUCGGAUUUAUGGCCUGCGUGCUUUAGGCUUGGGCCACAAAACCGAGCGGACAAAACUUGGCCCGUAACGUACAGUACGGACCAAGCAUUCGGUAAUUAAGAGGUAUUUUAUGCGCACAGACGCCACAAUUAACAUCACAUAAAUAGCAUACUGAUUGGAGAAUUAGUUUCCUGGCAUGGUUUCUGAGAAAUUAAUUUAAUUCACAGAUAGGUUUUUACAUUUUGAGCUGAGUAAUGGAGUAGGGAAAGUCUCGAGCGAUUUAACUUUGUUUUUUGAUCAACAGCUGCCUGGAAGCCAAUGGGCUGCUAUAUUAUGAAAGCUAAAGCACUCGAUAAGUAUUUCUUAAGAGCAGGAAGCAUCUCUCAAAUUGGCAAGAGAUUCGACGCAUGUGUAAAAGAGGCUAAGGCUCAAGGAAUCAAAUUGUUUGGUAUGGAUGACAAAAGAUGCUGGACAAGUGAUAACCCAGAGAAAUCCUACAAUAAGGUUGGAAAAUCGGGACUAUGUAAGAAAAAGAAAGACUAUGGUACUGGCUUUACAGAGUCCCUCACAGUGUUCGUGUAUCGCAUGGAUGGCAAAGGUAAAGGAUCAUAACGAACCUUUUCGUAUGUAAAUAGUGAUAUGCACAAGCGACGGGAGUGUCACACAACAAGUGGAUCCCAAUUUGCCUUGUGUCUGGUCAGUUUUAGAUCAUAUUAGAUCAUAUAAUGUCCAAAUGAGCGAGGAACUUAAAAGUGACGUCUUUUAUUUAUUGCUAAGCCGAUACAUCUCAAAAGGAAUCUGUGCUUUUUUUGCGCACAGCACCGACAUGUGACAUGAGUUUGCUCAUGCAGAAUUUCUUUCUUUGGGGGGGGAGAGCUUCACUGGCCGCAAUCUUUUAUAAUCGCGAAAACAUUUUUAAAACUUCACGCCAUGUUUUUAAAAAAAAAAAAAGGCUUAACCAGUUUCUCCUGACUUCAGUCGUUUGUCUGUUUUCCCGUAGAUCAUUGGCACGAAUUAUUCGGUCUUUUAACAUCCACAUGUACAUUAUUUAACCUUAGGCGUGUUUACCUGAAAGUCAAAUUGCAGGAAACCUAUGACUUCCAUGUAGUUAAAUGGACUUCAAAGUGAAAUUUCCACUCAUAACUAAAUGAUCAUGAAAGUUCUCAACUCAAUUUUGGUUCGUAAUAAUUUCACACUGGUUUCGUCACGGAAUGUCAUAAUUCAGUUUUCUUUGAAAUUAACAAAAGCGAACAUAGCGCGAGAGCAUGCCUCAUUUUUCGUAAGGAAGCUUGCGUGUAAAAUCUUCUUACGUCUAUAAUUUUAUGUUAAGUUUCUAUUUUAAUAAAAGAACGCGUUUAAACGUUUCUUUUAAAAACAGGUGAAUUUAAGGCAGUGGACUGCUUUUUAAACAGUGCCCCUGCAAUUUUGCCCCAAGCUUUCGACAAAAAUGUCGGGAGUGUGUCCGGUACUGAAGCUAGGGUUGAGUACUGCCAAGAGAAGGCCGAGAAGUUUGGCUACAAAACCUUUGGUAUCGACGAUAAAGGAUGUUGGUCUGCUGACAAUGCAGCUUCGGUAUAUGACGACUACGGAAAAUCUAAUGCGUGUACAAUCUCGAAGAAGACUGGGAACGGUGUUGGAGCCGAGAUUAACGCUGAUAUUUUCGUUUAUCAGCUGCAAGGAUAA